Messenger RNA from Thermothelomyces thermophilus ATCC 42464, 996 nucleotides. RefSeq lists its product as uncharacterized. Gene Ontology annotation, biological process: positive regulation of translational elongation; positive regulation of translational termination. The transcript is spliced from 4 exons. The record is from RefSeq and is a predicted model, not a curated record. NCBI's taxonomy places the organism in Eukaryota, Fungi, Ascomycota, Sordariomycetes, Sordariales, Chaetomiaceae. Bases 144 to 620 code for a protein of 158 amino acids. Gene Ontology annotation, molecular function: translation elongation factor activity; ribosome binding; RNA binding.
CCCGCCAUCCCCUCCUCCCGUCACCGACCUUGCUUCCACUUUCCACUCCCUCCUCUUUUGGACCAUUCGACUUCUCCUCGGGGGUCAGAGCCUCAGUUUCAUCUCUUCCGGUCAAGCAGUAUCGUUUUCGGUCCUUCCUCAAAAUGUCCGACGAGCAUGAGUUUAACAUUGAAGGCGCCGGCGAUGCUGGUGCCUCCGACACCUUCCCCAUGCAGUGCUCUGCCCUGCGGAAGAACGGCCACGUCGUGAUCAAGGGCCGCCCUUGCAAGAUUGUGGACAUGUCGACCUCCAAGACCGGCAAGCACGGUCACGCCAAGGUUCAUAUUGUCGCUCUCGACAUCUUCACCGGCAAGAAGCUCGAGGAUCUCUCCCCCUCGACCCACAACAUGGACGUCCCGGUCGUCAAGCGCAGCGAAUGGCAGCUGAUCGAUAUUUCGGACGAUGGUUUCCUCACUCUUAUGGACAAGGACAACAAUCAGAAGGAGGAUGUCAAGCUUCCCGAGGGCGAUCUCGGUGCAAGGAUCAAGGAAAAUUGGGAUGCGCAGAAGGAUCUCCUUGUCACUCUCUUGGCCGCCAUGGGCGAGGAGGCUGUUGUUGACUUCAAGGAGGACAACAAAUAAGCGGGUGCAUCCCGUCUGAAAGAAAGCUGAGGAAGGGGAUUACGAGAGACGGGGUGGCCUUGGCUUCCUGCUUGGCGAUCACGAUACGGCGUCGGCUAUCGGCAAGUUUGCUUAGCCGGGCUGAGAUAUAUCGGUUGGUGUUUCUUGGGCUGUUCCAGGGAUUUUGGUAUCACCUGGCUUCCCUACUUUGCCCGGCAAGGCUCAUCUGAGCACCUGGUGCCAGGUACAGGACGACAGUCUUAAACACUGUUGCGCAUGAAACUGAACGUCCCCUUCCUUUGCUUGCAUUACCAUUUUCGUGCCAGACCCGUUCCUGUGAAUUUUAUAACAGAUUGUGAGCCAUAAGGAUGCCUGAUAGGACAAGACAUCCCGUUUG